Molecule: messenger RNA, 2405 nt
Organism: Xylaria bambusicola
Lineage: Eukaryota; Fungi; Ascomycota; Sordariomycetes; Xylariales; Xylariaceae
Product: P-loop containing nucleoside triphosphate hydrolase protein
Exons: 1
Coding region: 1-2331 (776 amino acids)
Biological process (GO): microtubule-based movement
Molecular function (GO): microtubule motor activity; ATP binding; microtubule binding
Source: RefSeq, a predicted model, not a curated record
AUGUCUGACGAAAACCAGAUCGCACAAGAACUAAAAAGCCUUAAGGCUGUGAUUUACUCGUUAAAGAAUGAGGUCGCUUCUGCGAAACCAAUGUUCCUAGACGAAUUACGUGAUCUCUUGUCCCUUCUAAUCCGAGAACAUGUUGACGGAGUCAACCACCACUUGAAUUCGCUAACGGAGGCAGUCAGAAGGAUCCCAUAUGAUCCUAGAGAGCUCGAGACGCAGCUUGACGCCGUGCUCCCGCACAUUGAACAGCACUUUCGCAGCUUGGCCGAGGACAUCGUCAGCUGCUUUGGUAACGCAAAUUCAGGCCACAAUAAAUCUCACACCGAGCUCGAAAAGGAGAUAGACUUAUUGAAGAUCAAUAAUUUUGAACUGUCGCUUGCUCUUGCCAACGUCAGAACCAUGACGGACGUCAUAACGGAACAGCAGACGAUAACUCCCACCAUCCCAGAUGCUACGCUAACGCAGUUAGUUCAAACCGACCUCAAGCUGAAAGAACAGGAUGCAGAUAUUCAGAAGCUCAAGACCGAAGUAGCACGCGUAGGCUCCAUCAAAGAAUCUACCGCUGAACAGGUAGUGGUAGUGUCGCACGAAGCAAAUGAGAAGCUGAAAGCACAGGAAAAGGAGAUAAAGAAGCUCAAGGCCGAAGUAGCGCGCGCAGGCUCCAUCAAGGAAUCUACAGCUGAACAAGUAGUGGUAGUGUCGCACGAAGCAAAUGAGGAACUGAAAGCACGGGAAAAGGAGAUAGAGAAGCUCAAGGCCGCGCUUAAACUGGUAGAGUCUCAAAAAGCCUCCGACAUGACCAAUGAUAUUGAGAAUUGGAAGAAUGCCGUGGCGGAAUUAGAAGAGGCCGUCAAAACGCAAGAAGAGACCAUCUCCAUACAACAAGCUCGAAUCAAUCGACAAGAUGCGGACUCACUGCUUUUGAUCAAGAGGUACCGUGAUAUGGUUGAAGAACUCGCCAAUGCGAAAGGAAAUAUUAGAGUGAUGUGCAGAGUACGUCCCGCCCAGGACACCCCCGACGAAGAGCUGAUUCAUUUCUCGAACCCAGAUAACCCGGACAACAUCAAUUCGAUGGUCCCAUGGUCCAAGUUACGAGUGAGUUAUCUGGAUGACAGCAAGAGACAAGAGAGCCGAGACUUCGACUUUCAGAGAGCUUUCGGUACCGGGGAGAGCAACCAGGCCAUCUUCAACGAGAUCAAGGAUUUCGCGCAAUCAUCUGCUUUGGGUAACUCAAGCACCAUCAUGGCGUACGGAGCAACGGGCACAGGGAAGAGCUAUACGUUCUUGUCCAGCGAUGGGCUCGUGCACAGCUUUAUCGGCUUGAUCUUCGAUCUUGCCAGCCAGGAAGCAGGUCAGUACGCCUACGAGUUCCAGAUGACUGCAGUUGAGGUUUACCUCAAUAAGGUCUAUGAUUUGAUCCAAUCAUCAGCAGGCGGGCAGAAGGUAGAGACGAAGAUAGGGUUUGAAACUUCUGUGCCGCUGACCACCCAGGAAGAAGCAUUCGGAGUCAUCAAGACAGCGAUUGAUCGCCGGGAGGCCGCCUCAACAAGGCAAAACCAAACAUCUUCACGCUCGCACUUCAUUAUCUCUGUGACCAUUGUGCGUCACUCUAUCGCCGACGGUACAGUCACCAAGGGCACUACAUCCUUCGUCGACCUGGCCGGGAGCGAGAGCGUCGGCAAGAACAACUUGCAAUCUAGCUCUUCAGCCCUGCAGAUUGAGCAAGGCAACGACAUCAACAAAUCCCUGCUUGAUCUCGGCCAGAGCAUCAGGAGCGUUGCCUCAGGUGGUAAAUUCCAUCCCGGACACAACCUCACUCGUUACUUACGCACUAGUCUUUCCCUAGGGUCGCGCCUACUUGUAAUCGCGACAGUAUCGCCGCUCGUUUCUAACCAGAACAACUCAUUGGCGACACUGAGAUGGAGCACCGAGGCCGUUGGAUCGACCAGUACAAAACACUCCGGGUCGAAAUCGGAAUCAUCUCGCAGUGGCAGAAAUUCUUCAACCACACCGAGUAAGUCGACCCCACCAGCACCAGCCACACCACGAGGUCCUGAGGGGACGUCAUCUCGCACCGGUUCAUCCUCAGCGUCCUCGAGUUCCAAACCGCCAAUAGUGCCUUCGCGGAUCUCUUCGUCGGGAUCAUCUACUCCGGCGAGGACCCCCGAUGCCUCGUCGACCCGGCACCACACGCGCCCUCCGCCCUCGGGGAGUGCACAGAGCCCCUUGAUCCUUAGGCUGUAUGACGAGGAACGACCCCACCACCGCAGAGAACGGCCUGAAGCAGGCAGCAGGGACAGCGACAGGAGGAAUGGUGAGCAGUAGUUGUUGUUGAUGAACACUUAUCUUUCUUUUGUCACUUCAUAUCUCUCUGAUCUGGUACGGAGAUACAAUAUCAC